Phytophthora nicotianae INRA-310 is the source of this 1501-nucleotide messenger RNA. RefSeq lists its product as hypothetical. The coding region runs from base 13 to 1386 and encodes 457 amino acids. The transcript has a single exon. NCBI's taxonomy places the organism in Eukaryota, Oomycota, Peronosporomycetes, Peronosporales, Peronosporaceae. The record is from RefSeq and is a predicted model, not a curated record.
GCAUGACUGUGCAUGCAGCUCACAUUCACUCUACACUGUAAGAAGUCGAUGGUCGCAGUGAAAGCAUUCCUCGCGGUUGUUACUGCAGCAAUGACUGGGAACUUCUUAUCUGCAUCUGCCGCGUACGUCAACAUGGCGACGGCAUACAGCCCGAUGCACUCACUGGACUACCCACUAGGCAGCGAGGUGCUCGACCAAAGCAAACUGGCAGCAUCGAUCGACACUGAUCUUGCUAUGAUUUCGAAGUACUUCACGCACGCUCGCACCUACUACGCGCAGUAUUACGGCGUGUCUGUGGCUAAAUACGCGGCCAAGAACAACGUGAAGCUGCAUCUGGGCAUAUUCAUGACAAGCGAGUCGUGGCAAUCGGCUGAAAUUGACAACGCAGUAGCCGCCGUGCAGAACUACCCGGGUACAGUUGAAGCAAUUCUCGUGGGCAACGAAAACCUGAUGAAUGGCGUGAAAGCGGCAGAUAUUCUCAGCAUCGUGUCUACGAUUAAAUCGCGCUUGGGUGCUCAAUUGGCAGCUACUGUCAAAUUUGGUACGGUCCAGCGAAUCACCGAGUACUUGAGCUCUGCGUACGCCGACGAGACUGCAAGAUUGGAGGCUAACCUCGACAUCCUGGGCGUGACGAUCUACCCGUUCUUCGACUCAGCGUACAAUUCCAGCGUCCCGACAGCGAUUCUAGACGGAGCUUGGAACUCUAUGGCUCAAAAGUUCCCUUCAAGCAAAAUGGUACUGUCAGAGACCGGGUUUCCCACGGAUGGAUCCCCUUCGACAGUGUCUGGCGUAUCGCCAUCGCUCACCGAAUCGGUUCACUUUUACAAAGCUGUGGCUAACUGGGUGCCUUCAACUGCUGCGAGUGCCUCAUCAGCGUCGCUGAAGUUUUGGUUUUCCUUCUUCGAUCGUCGACCCGAUGAUAACUCGAUGGGCGUGGAGCUGGAGAAACAUUUUGGGUUGUUCACCUACGAUCGCCUCGCCAAAAGUACUGAUCCGGACUACCCGUGUCUGUUGAGUGCUACUGUGACUCCAACGACGGUGCACCGACAAGCUCCCCAACAUCGACACCAACAACCAAGGGCAAUGGUAAACCUAGUUCGGCGCCGACAACAAAGCCCAAGAGUAAACCUGGUCUUCGUUGACUGUAAAGUUUCGAAGCGUCUAAACUUAGAAGACCAACUACAUGUAGUCUCAUCAACGAUGACUGCAUAUUGCAGAAACGACGUAGCCAAGAAGCACCACACGAACAACAUAGAACGCAUCUUGAAGACCUACAGCAACUGCUCAAUAACGUAUUUGCGACUUUAUGGGAAAAGCUCGCAACAUCGCGGCUCAAAGCGGCUAAGUUUUUAUCUUCACGCAACGAUAACAAGAUCUUUGAUAUGAAUUGUCAAGUACCCACCGUCAUACGGAAUUUCAUUACAAAGACGGAACCUCAGAGUCCAAUGGGUGUUACAUAUUUUCACAGAAAGACACAAGACAUCGUCUAGCGUCUUCAUGC